Malus domestica (apple) is the source of this 666-nucleotide messenger RNA. The record is from RefSeq and is a predicted model, not a curated record. NCBI's taxonomy places the organism in Eukaryota, Viridiplantae, Streptophyta, Magnoliopsida, Rosales, Rosaceae.
CAUGUGCAUGGUUCAGGUCGGUUGGUAAUAUUUGCAAAAAAAGAGGCUGAUAAUAGACCCACAUUGGAGGUGGUGUUUGAUCCACUGGAGGAGGUCAAGAAAGAGCUCCUUCUAGUCCCCACUAUCCCUCAUGCUUCUCUUGCUCGCCAAAAAUAUUCUGACAAAUCAGAAGCUGCCAUCAAUGAACAGAUCAAUGUGGAAUACAAUGUCUCCUAUGUGUACCACUCCAUGUAUGCCUACUUUGACAGAGACAAUGUUGCUCUCAAGGGACUUGCCAAAUUUUUCAAAGAAUCAAGUGAAGUAGAAAGGCAGCAUGCUGAAAAACUUAUGGAAUACCAGAACAAACGCGGAGGGAAAGUUAAGCUACAGUCCAUGCGAAUGCCCGUCUCCGAGUUUGGUCAUGUCAAAAAGGGUGAUGCAUUGUGUGCAAUAGAGCUUGCACUGGCCUUGGAAAAGCUGAACAAUGAGAAGCUUCUAAAUUUACACAGUAUAGCAAACGAAAACAAUGAUGUGCAACUGGUGGAUUUUGUGGAGAGUAACUAUUUGACUGAGCAGGUGGAAGCCAUAUAUAAAAUGUCCAAGUAUGUAGCUCAAUUGAGAAGGAUCGUCACUGGACAUGGUGUUCGGCACUUUGAUCAGAUGCUCCUCAAUGGCAAUGCUGCAUGA